Stylophora pistillata is the source of this 1167-nucleotide messenger RNA. RefSeq lists its product as uncharacterized. The record is from RefSeq and is a predicted model, not a curated record. Lineage: Eukaryota; Metazoa; Cnidaria; Anthozoa; Scleractinia; Pocilloporidae.
AUGGGUCACACAAUCACAACACAAUAUUGCGACACACUGGAAACCCAAGGUUUAAAGUUCUCCCUUCCACAACGCAUAUCUGCCAUCGAGAUAAAAGCUAGUUUUGAAAAACUCUACUGGAAACUGGAGCGGACUCUUGCUGAUGACAAGAAAGAGUUAACUGCCGCAACCCUCCGUUCUAUUGCACUUAAUUACAUCGAGUGCAAAUCACCGAAGCCGCCAAAACCACUUCAAAGGGCUAUAAAGCAGUUGAAACGACUUGACAACAUCGUCGUCACGAAGCCAGAUAAAGGUACUGGUGUAGUCAUCAUGAACAAAUCUGAUUAUAUUAACCUGCUGAGCCAGGCAUCUAUCAAUGAUACAUCGAAGUUCACACCUGUCAGCCUGCAGAGACCAAAAACGAGAGGCCGCCCAGUAAAGCAUUACCACCCUCUAUUGGAGAAGGAAAAGCACCUUGCAUCUGUUGUACGGAAGAUCUUACCAAAGCAGAUUGCCGACUGUGUUUGCCAGGCUGGCUCACGCCUUGCCCAUCUUUAUGGACUCCCUAAGACACACAAAGAGAAUCUAUCGAUGAGACCUAUCCUAUCUGCCACCGGCACUUACAACUAUGCCCUCGCCAAGUGGCUUGAUGACAAACUGAAGCCCCUGUCAAGCAAUCGCUACACAAUAUCAGAUACCUUCUCCUUCGCCGAUGAGAUUCAAAACCUAGUCAUCGACGAGAAUGACAUUCUGGUAUCCUAUGACGUCACGUCACUAUUCACUAAUGUGCCGCUCCAUAAAACGAUCGAAAUCAUCGCUAAGAAGGCGUUCGCUGACAACUGGUUUAAUGCUACACACGACCUCAGCAUUACAAAGCCUGAACUGGUUCAACUUCUAGAAGUUGCAACUAUGAAUCAACUAUUCCAAUUUGAUGGCAAUCUUUACGAGCAGAUCGACGGUGUGGCCAUGGGUUCUCCAUUGGGCCCACUUAUGGCAAACGCAUUUCUCUGUUCUAUCAAAGAGAAACUAGAUGAAGACAACAAGCUCCCUGAAUUUUACAGAAGGUACGUGGAUGACCCGUUUGCUAUUGUCACAAGUGUACCAGCAGCAGAAGAUUUAUUAUCAACGCUAAAUAACCGCCAUCAGUCCAUACACUUUACCAUGGAGCUAGCAAGUUACCUUUUGUAA